Hydatigera taeniaeformis is the source of this 4185-nucleotide messenger RNA. The record is from the annotation of a GenBank genome assembly. Lineage: Eukaryota; Metazoa; Platyhelminthes; Cestoda; Cyclophyllidea; Taeniidae.
AAAAUCUCGAACGAUGAAUUUAACUUUACCUUUGUUGCUCAAAUCAUCUUUCGAUCUGCUAUUUCACCUCAGCAUUCUGAUGUCACUUAUAUGGAUGGCUUGCGUUGCAACCUGAAUGCCAGCUUCAGAAUUACUGAUAUUGUACAGUCCACUGCGUUUUCGGCUGAACCGACAUCAAAUUGUACUAGCAUGUUCGGCGAACAAAAACUCGACUCUAUAUGCGUGAGAAUGAAGGAUUUGCUUGCUAGCCUAAACUCAGAUGCCAUCAACCUGGCCACGACCAAAAGUCCAACGUCGCGGAUUCUCAGUCUCCCUAGACCUUCACUUCCUUUUGCCAGUUGCGCUAUUCUCUCACCAAGUCUUAUCUGGGGUAAUGAAUGGACUCUUUUUCACCUGGAUGACAUCGAUCUCGUGGAGCGGCUAAAUCUAAAUGAAGUACAAGACCUCUUAGAUGUCCUUUUUGGUCUACCACGACGCCAUCUUGGCAUGUUCAAAAUGCAGUUUCGGAACUUGCCUGUGGUAAACGCUUUUGCUACCACCAUUGUGCUUCGAGGUUUCUAUCCUGAAAUUUUGCUCGCCUCGCUCUAUUACUUGUACCUUAUGUGGUCGUUAUCACAAAGCUCUGAAACCUCCGACCAUAGGUACAUCCACAGACUUCGUGAACGACUGAUGGAGACCUUUCCGGACUCGCGGUUUGUUGGGAAUGGCAACGAAGAAAUAAGUCAGGGUUACCACUCAAAUUCCCACCUAAAGAACCCAGAACCCCGUGUCUUCGUGGUGCACUACCGUGGUCACAACUACCUCGUCCAAUACGCUCCUGCCUUUGCUGUCUACACAUUUCUCGUACUCUAUAUCUGGUUUUCUGUCAGCAAAAUUGACAUGGUCAAAUCGAAAUUUGGACUGGCUGUCUGCGCUUGUUUCACUAUUUUCGCGUCUUUUGUAAUGACUCUUAGUCUGUGUGCCACUCUCGGCUUGAUGUCUCCAGCACUUCGAGGCAGGGAAUUCUUUCCCUAUCUCGUGGUGCUAAUCGGUUUUGAGAACAUUCUUGUCACCAUAAAGGCCGUGGUCGGCACUCCGAUCGACCUACCUGUGAAGUACCGCGUUGCUCAAGGUCUGGCCAAAGAAGGAUGGCCGAUGACCAAGAACCUUCUCUGUGCCUUUUUUUGCACCGCUCUCGGCUUUCUCACCUUUGAUUCGGCUAUUCAGGAAUUCUGUCUUAUCGCUAUCAUCAGCUUCACCACUGAUUUUUUUCUUCAAAUGUUCUUCUUCGUGCCCGUCCUUGCUAUCGACAUUCGUCGCAUGGAGCUCUCAGAUUUGCGACAGCAUGCAUCACCAUCGUCUAUUCCGCCUCUUUAUGGAAUUGAAAAGACAGUUAGCACUGGAUUUUGUAAUCACAGUCCAGUAGUCGCUCGUCUCCGGGACGCAGUUCCACCACUGGAGUAUCAUCGCCGCUCCAUGUCCCCUAUUCCACAAAAUUGUCAGAAUUUUACAGGUCACAGACGCGUUCGUUCCGAUGCAUCGACCACGGCAUUCAUGUCAGCGAGGAACACAUCAGCUGCUUGUGUAUCAUUUCGAAGACGAUUUUGCGCCUUCUGGACCAACCGUCGGGUUUUUCAGCAUUUUGGAAUGGCUAUAGUUCUGAUCUGGUUGAUGGUCGUCCUCUGCUAUACUCUCCUUCCAUCCCCAUCACCAUCUCAUUCCAUCGACUUGGUCUCCCCGUCCCUCCACGUGGCAGGAAAUGGGACAGGAGAGUCGAAAAUCAACUCUCCAGAAUCGCGAAAUGCCUCCCUGCGGCAACUCUUCGGUCUGCGCUCCAUCAAUCUUCACGGCUUUGAGGUGCGUUGGGAUGCCGAUAAUCUCUGGCGCCACAUGGCCUUCUCUACCUGGCCAGCUAUCGCAGACCGCUACAACUUCUCUCUAUCGGAUCGGCGUCUGGUGGUUUUUGAACCCAUCCAUGUAGUGGAACUGUUUUCACCAGCUGAGGCAAUGCGUACCAGACGGCCUUCUUAUGAGUCAACUAAGGCUGAUCUCGCCGCAGUCUCUAGAUCGCGUCCCAAAGCUACUGAGUACAGUUAUGAUCCUAUUUAUUUGUGCAUUUUUUGGCUUCGAUUUUACCCGAUCCCGUGCUAUAGGGUAUUGUCGGAGAUGGUGCUUCCUCCAUGCGCUGAUGACCAGGAGUGUGACAGCGAUCGGAAUUGGUGGUCCAACGUGCUUUCCUUCGGACACAAGGAGGCGCUGAGGGCCUUGGACUUGCCUUGGAAUGGUUUUCUGGACUGGACCACGCGUCUCUGGUCCACUGCAAUGAUGGCUACCGCUAGCCUCCUCGGUGCCGGCUUCUUUCUCACUCUCACUGCUGCAAUUAUGCUCUUCGUCCAUAAAUGGUUAUCCAGGCAUGGCGUACUUGUCUAUACAUUGUCACUGCAGACAUACAAAAUAACUUGGAGCGUAGUAGUAGAGAAGCGAUGUGAAGAGCAAACCAAAACAUGUUUGUUUUAUUCUUGCAGAUCAAACCCGAACGCAUGUCGCGAGCCAGUGGUUCGUGUUCGCCAGUUAGUUAUCCCGCUGCUCAAAAAGAACCACUCUAUCGAGGAGUGGAUUGUGGCGCACGGAGAUGGGGAUCGAUUCGACAACGGAACCAUCUCCCUCUGGAGCGAUGGUUUAUUCCAUGGCUUCUCAGAUACCAUAUUUUCAACUUCCUCCCACCGUAGUCGACACAGAGGCGAGACGGUGGACAACCUUAUUGCUGCCACUGUGUCAGGCUAUUUUGGUGGCCCAAAGUUAAUUCGUAGCAUCCGACUGUGGAGUGCUGAUUGUGGCCAUUUGGUAGCUACCAUUGAUCGCUUUUACCCGGGUAGUUUUGAGAUCCGUGGUGCUGGUUCUCGUCAUAGGGACCUUUCGCGUCGAUUCAGUCCCAUUUGGUCCAUGAAGGUGCUUGCUCCCACCGGCAGUCUCGUUGCCGGUUGUGCCAACGGAACCAUUGAGAUCUGGGACUUGGACAAUUUUGGUCUGCGUCAGGUCAUUGAUCUGACCUCUCCCGAGGGCUUCUACGAUGCGCGGGGUGAGGCGGUCGACACCGGAGGUGAGCCAACGCCUGUUGGAGGAGUUACCGUCAUCGAGGCCUCCUUGGAAAACCAACACAUCUUCUAUUUUGGCACAAGUCUUGGUUUCGUCGGUUGCGUCAAAUGGGCUCUUUUACCAUCCUCCUCAAUCUCCGGUAACACAGAUCCCACUUCCAGAGGGAGUCGAACCAAUCGUCCGCAGUGGGGCGUGCAGGCAAAGUGGAAAGCCCAUCCUCAGGGCUGUGGAGUUGUACACCUUACACCCCAACGCGUCUUCCUCACUAGCCGGUGUUUCACUCCCCGUUGCGCGUCGGCAUACGGCGGUCACAGCGUUCGAGGUGGAGGCAGUAGUUCCCGCGAAGACUGGGCUCUCGCUUCCGGUGCAAUGGAUGGCUCCCUUGCACUCAUCCAACUGCGUCAUUUUAGAUUUCAGCGUUUUCAGUGGGAUGUCAGUCAUAUUUUGUGUUCGGACUUUCUACAGUCAAAGAUCGUGAUCGGUCAGGCUUCUGGUUGUGUGCGGAUGUUGAGCUUAGCGGCAGCAGUGCCGCUGGCUAACAAGGAUCUCCGUGUCGAGGUGUCCGAGUUGUGCACGAUUAGCGCGACGGGGGCAGCGGCAGAGUCACCCACGGCCGAGGGCCACUUGGGUAGUGCCUCGUGGAUACGUCUUUUUAAGACUUCAACUCCCUCAUCAACUGAAGACUUUAGAAUGGUAACCUAUUGUCACACCGGUGCUGUCUCUGUGUGGAGCAUCAAUGCGUCCAGUUGUAACUUAAUACGAAGGUUUCAGGCCAAUGCUCCGGCCUUCGCCAUUCGUGCACCUAUCAUCUGCGUUGAUGAUCGAGUUAUUUUUGGUGAACGGGGCUACCUACGUCUGGUGAACCCACGAACAGCUAAGUACGAACGCUCGGUCCAGUUGAUGCCACCAUUGCUAACCCGUCCAGCCGAACCUGCGUCGAGGGGAGAGGGAAGCAUUGAUUCACAGGUUAGUCGGAGCGCGGAGCAGUGGGAGCGUGGUCUGGGUCCCCUGGGAAUCACUGGUGGCAGUGAUGGUCGUCAGUAUUUAUGCGGUCUCUCUGAUGCCGGAAAGAGCCUUUUUAUUGUUCCGAAGUCAGUUAUUCUCAACUAG